This is a messenger RNA of Gorilla gorilla gorilla (western lowland gorilla), 4502 nucleotides long. RefSeq names its product peroxisome proliferator activated receptor delta (gene PPARD). Lineage: Eukaryota; Metazoa; Chordata; Mammalia; Primates; Hominidae. Gene Ontology annotation, biological process: positive regulation of transcription by RNA polymerase II; negative regulation of transcription by RNA polymerase II; cell differentiation. The coding region runs from base 1077 to 2402 and encodes 441 amino acids. The record is from RefSeq and is a predicted model, not a curated record. Gene Ontology annotation, molecular function: DNA-binding transcription repressor activity, RNA polymerase II-specific; zinc ion binding; nuclear receptor activity. The transcript has 10 exons. Gene Ontology annotation, cellular component: nucleus.
GCCGGGCCGCGGAGCGUGUGACGCUGCGGUCGCCGCGGACCUGGGGAUUAAUGGGAAAAGUUUUGGCAGGAGCGGGAGAAUUCUGCGGAGCCUGCGGGACGGCGGCAGUGGCGCCGUAGGCAGCCGGGACAGUGUUGUACAGUGUUUUGGGCAUGCAUGUGAUAUUCACACAGUGGCUUCUGCUCACCAACAGAUGAAGACAGAUGCACCAACGAGGGGUAGGAGGUUCUCACCAAGAGUCUGAACAAUGCUCUGGGUUCCCAUUGCUGUUUCCAUGUUCUCAGGAUGCCUGGCAGGUUUUAUAAACUCUCAGAAGUGGAGCUCCAGGGAAUACAAUGUUCAUUGUCCUAUUUGGAAGGCUGGGUUGUUGUGGGUGCCUGCUGGGGGCUGGGGAAACGUGGGCCUCCUGCCUGAUUUGUUUUAAUCUCUGAAGUUCAGUGGUUCCAGUAGCUGUUUGUGGGCUUCACUUCCCCUUCUCUGCCUUUAACACCCUGCAGGUUUUCCUGUUGUCAGACAGGGUGGUGAGUCCCUGUGUCUCUCUGUCCGUGGGGGUCAGGUUGUUUGUAGAUCUUUCAGGAAGGUCCUGGGUGGGGGGCCCUCCUGCUUUCAAACCCAUACCAAGUGCUUUCCUCUGAAGGGAAUGUGAGGGAGGAAGAAGGGGGAGUUUCAGAGACUUCUGAGGUUCCCCAAGAGGGAAGAGGUCAAAGUACCUCCUGAGCAGGGAGAGCUACUGAGUUGAACUGAUUUGCUUUGCCAUUUGCUUUAGCAGCAGCCAGACCCAGUGGCAGCAAUUGUACGUGCAUUUCCAGGGGUCAGUUGUCCAGUUCAUCCCUGAGCCUUGAGCUCCCAGUCGCAGAUGGCAAGAGGUAGGGGUCUAGUUUCAUUCAUCUCCAUAUGAAUAUCCAGUUUUCCAAGCACCAUUUAUUGAAGAGACUGUCUUUUCCUCAGUGUAUGUUCUUGGCACCUUUGUCAAAAGCUGAUGGGAACCACCCUGUAGAGGUCCAUCUGCGUUCAGACCCAGACGAUGCCAGAGCUAUGACUGGGCCUGCAGGUGUGGCGCCGAGGGGAGAUCAGCCAUGGAGCAGCCACAGGAGGAAGCCCCUGAGGUCCGGGAAGAGGAGGAGAAAGAGGAAGUGGCAGAGGCAGAAGGAGCCCCAGAGCUCAAUGGGGGACCACAGCACGCACUUCCUUCCAGCAGCUACACAGACCUCUCCCGGAGCUCCUCGCCACCCUCACUGCUGGACCAACUGCAGAUGGGCUGUGACGGGGCCUCAUGCGGCAGCCUCAACAUGGAGUGCCGGGUGUGUGGGGACAAGGCAUCGGGCUUCCACUACGGUGUUCAUGCAUGUGAGGGGUGCAAGGGCUUCUUCCGUCGUACGAUCCGCAUGAAGCUGGAGUACGAGAAGUGUGAACGCAGCUGCAAGAUUCAGAAGAAGAACCGCAACAAGUGCCAGUACUGCCGCUUCCAGAAGUGCCUGGCACUGGGCAUGUCACACAACGCUAUCCGUUUUGGUCGGAUGCCAGAGGCUGAGAAGAGGAAGCUGGUGGCAGGGCUGACGGCAAACGAGGGGAGCCAGUACAACCCACAGGUGGCCGACCUGAAGGCCUUCUCCAAGCACAUCUACAAUGCCUACCUGAAAAACUUCAACAUGACCAAAAAGAAGGCCCGCAGCAUCCUCACCGGCAAAGCCAGCCACACGGCGCCCUUUGUGAUCCACGACAUCGAGACAUUGUGGCAGGCGGAGAAGGGGCUGGUGUGGAAGCAGUUGGUGAACGGCCUGCCUCCCUACAAGGAGAUCAGCGUGCACGUCUUCUACCGCUGCCAGUGCACCACAGUGGAGACCGUGCGGGAGCUCACUGAGUUCGCCAAGAGCAUCCCCAGCUUCAGCAGCCUCUUCCUCAACGACCAGGUUACCCUUCUCAAGUAUGGCGUGCACGAGGCCAUCUUCGCCAUGCUGGCCUCUAUCGUCAACAAGGACGGGCUGCUGGUAGCCAACGGCAGUGGCUUUGUCACCCGUGAGUUCCUGCGCAGCCUCCGCAAACCCUUCAGUGAUAUCAUUGAGCCUAAGUUUGAAUUUGCUGUCAAGUUCAACGCCCUGGAACUUGAUGACAGUGACCUGGCCCUAUUCAUUGCGGCCAUCAUUCUGUGUGGAGACCGGCCAGGCCUCAUGAACGUUCCACAGGUGGAGGCUAUCCAGGACACCAUCCUGCGUGCCCUCGAAUUCCACCUGCAGGCCAACCACCCUGAUGCCCAGUACCUCUUCCCCAAGCUGCUGCAGAAGAUGGCUGACCUGCGGCAACUGGUCACCGAGCACGCCCAGAUGAUGCAGCGGAUCAAGAAGACCGAAACCGAGACCUCGCUGCACCCUCUGCUCCAGGAGAUCUACAAGGACAUGUACUAACGGCGGCACCCAGGCCUCCCUGCAGGCUCCAAUGGGGCCAGCACUGGAGGGGCCCACCCACGUGACUUUUCCAUUGACCAGCCCUUGAGCACCCGGCCUGGAGCAGCAGAGUCCCACGAUCGCCCUCAGACACAUGACACCCACGGCCUCUGGCUCCCUGUGCCCUCUCUCCCGCUUCCUCCAGCCAGCUCUCUUCCUGUCUUUGUUGUCUCCCUCUUUCUCAGUUCCUCUUUCUUUUCUAAUUCCCGUUGCUCUGUUUCUUCCUUUCUGUAGGUUUCUCUCUUCCCUUCUCCCUUGCCCUCCCUUUCUUUCUCCACCCCCCACGUCUGUCCUCCUUUCUUAUUCUGUGAGAUGUUUUGUAUUAUUUCACCAGCAGCAUAGAACAGGACCUCUGCUUUUGCACACCCUUUCCCCAGGAGCAGAAGAGAGUGGGGCCUGCCCUCUGCCCCAUCAUUGCACCUGCAGGCUUAGGGUCCUCACUUCUGUCUCCUGUCUUCAGAGCAAAAGACUUGAGCCAUCCAAAGAAACACUAAGCUCUCUGGGCCUGGGUUCCAGGGAAGGCUAAGCAUGGCCUGGACUGACUGCAGCCCCCUAUAGUCAUGGGGUCCCUGCUGCAAAGGACAGUGGGCAGGAGGCCCCAGGCUGAGAGCCAGAUGCCUCCCCAAGACUGUCAUUGCCCCUCCGAUGCUGAGGCCACCUACUGACCCAACUGAUCCUGCUCCAGCAGCACACCUCAGCCCCACUGACACCCAGUGUCCUUCCAUCUUCACACUGGUUUGCCAGGCCAAUGUUGCUGAUGGCCCCCUGCACUGGCCGCUGGACGGCACUCUCCCAGCUUGGAAGUAAGCAGGGUUCCCUCCAGGUGGGCCCCCACCUCAUUGAAGAGGAGCAAGUCUCAAGAGAAGGAGGGGGGAUUGGUGGUUGGAGGAAGCAGCACACCCAAUUCUGCCCCUAGGACUCGGGGUCUGAGUCCUGGGGUCAGGCCAGGGAGAGCUCGGGGCAGGCCUUCCGCCAGCACUCCCACUGCCCCCCUGCCCAGUAGCAGCCGCCCACAUUGUGUCAGCAUCCAGGGCCAGGGCCUGGCCUCACAUCCCACUGCUCCUUUCUCUAGCUGGCUCCACGGGAGCUCAGGCCCCACUCCCCCUGAAGCUGCCCCUCCAGCACACACACAUAAGCACUGAAAUCACUUUACCUGCAGGCUCCAUGCACCUCCCUUCUCUCCCUGAGGCAGGUGAGAACCCAGAGAGAGGGGCCUGCAGGUGAGCAGGCAGGGUUGGGCCAGGUCUUCUGGGAGGCAGGGGUCCUGCAGAUCCUGGUGGGUCAGCCCAACACCUGCUCCCAGUGGGAGCUUCCCGGGAUAAACUGAGCCUGUUCAUUCUGAUGCCCAUUUGUCCCAAUAGCUCUACUGCCCUCCCCUUCCCCUUUACUCAGCCCAGCUGGCCACCUAGAAGUCUCCCUGCACAGCCUCUAGUGUCGGGGGACCUUGUGGGACCAGUCCCACACUGCUGGUCCCUGCCCUCUCCUGCUCCCAGGUUGAGGUGCGCUCACCUCAGAGCAGUGCCAAAGCACAGCUGGGCAUGCCAUGUCUGAGCGGGGCAGAGCCCUCCAGGCCUGCAGAGGCAAGGGGCUGGCUGGAGUCUCAGAGCACAGAGGUAGGAGAACUGGGGUUCAAGCCCAGGCUUCCUGGGUCCUGCCUGGUCCUCCCUCCUAAGGAGCCAUUCUGUGUGUGACUCUGGGUGGAAGUGCCCAGCCCCUGCCCCUACCGGCACUGCAGCCUCCCUUCCAUGCCCCAGGAUCACUCUCUGCUGGCAGGAUUCUUCCCGCUCCCCACCUACCCAGCUGAUGGGGGUUGGGGUGCUUCCUUUCAGGCCAAGGCUAUGAAGGGACAGCUGCUGGGACUCACCUCCCCCUCCCCGGCCACAUACCGCGUCCCUGCCCCCACCCGGGUCUGGUGCUGAGGAUACAGCUCUUCUCAGUGUCUGAACAAUCUCCAAAAUUGAAAUGUAUAUUUUUGCUAGGAGCCCCAGCUUCCUGUGUUUUUAAUAUAAAUAGUGUACACAGACUGACGAAACUUUAAAUAAAUGGGAAUUAAAUAUUUAA